Messenger RNA from Solea senegalensis (Senegalese sole), 13996 nucleotides. It is a transcript of the gene dnah2, whose product is annotated as dynein, axonemal, heavy chain 2. The record is from RefSeq and is a predicted model, not a curated record. The transcript has 88 exons. Gene Ontology annotation, biological process: microtubule-based movement. Gene Ontology annotation, cellular component: dynein complex. Lineage: Eukaryota; Metazoa; Chordata; Actinopteri; Pleuronectiformes; Soleidae. Gene Ontology annotation, molecular function: minus-end-directed microtubule motor activity; dynein light intermediate chain binding; dynein intermediate chain binding. The coding region runs from base 186 to 13523 and encodes 4445 amino acids.
CGUUUCCAUGGAGACGUGCACACUCAACACAAGUUUUGACUCCAUGGAAGACGACUGAGAACUAAAAAGUGGACUGUGUUUUAAUUGAUGUUCCAGUAUGUCACAGAGCUUCAGUGUAUCUUGUGUGUCAGUCUUUGUGCUUCAUCAGAAACGAAGAAAUCUUAAAGGUGUAAGAGUUGAAAGACAUGGAUGAAGAAUACUUGAGGACCAUUCGCCUGCUAUUUAUUCGGUGUGUGGCGAUUUCUGGUGUAACAGAGGAGUUUUGGACAAAGGAGAAUGAAAGGGCUUUGGAUCAAUUUAUUUUGGAUUCUUCCAUCACAACUGUUGUGGUCUAUAAGGACACCCAUGCCACGCUGCGGGUGGAGUACUCUGUACCAUUACCGGGACAGACGGUGGAGCAGCUGUCCUAUUUUAACCGCAUGCCAGGAGCCAUAAUAACAGCAGAGAUGUUUGACACGACCGUACAGUUUGGCACAAUGCGAUGUGACCCCACCCAGAGACUGCUUCAAGACAUGACCUGUUUACAUGCUCCCCCGGUCGCCCUCAGCUCUUACAGAGAAAAGAGCAUCAAGCACAACUACACCAACAACAUGCACAGCUACCUCGCCAGCCUCACAGAUGAUGUGUAUAGGAAGGUUGGAACUACAGUGCUUUACAUCCCACUGGAAGGCCUCCAGUGCAACCCUGAGGAGGCCAGCAUGGACAAGGAGCUGGUACAAAGAAUGGAGUCUGUCGUCAUCUUCUGGACAGACCAGAUAAAGGAAGUACUGCAUGGGCAAGAAAUAAUGAAGGUGUGGGACAGCUGUGGUCCACUGCAGGAGAUAGCCUUCUGGAAGAGUCGCUGUGUCAAGCUGUCGGACAUAAUGCAGCAGCUUCAGAAACCUGGGGUCAAACACAUCAGAAACAUCCUGCAGCUCUCCAAGUCUCUGUAUGUGACACGCUUCUGCAAACUGUCCAUGGAAAUACAGGAUUGCUCCUUGCAGGCCCAGUCAAACCUGUCCUUCCUGUCCAUAUUGAAGGAGCCUUGUGAAGAGCUGACAAAGCUGAAGCCCAGCGAAGUUGCUCCAAAACUGCAACACAUCAUCAGUCUCAUUCGCAUCAUCUGGGUCAACUCCAGCCACUACAACACGAGUGAGAAGAUCACUGGUCUGUUUAGCAAGAUGAGUAAUGAGAUCAUACGUCUGUGCUGCCAAAGCAUCUCUGUGGACAGAAUCUUUGAGGGAUAUGUGUUAUCCAGCAAACAAAACCUCAGUAGCUGCAUCCAGUGCUGCCAGUCCUGGAAGGAAAUAUACCUGCACACCUCACAGACCCAUCACAAGUUUUCUUCAAAAGGCUGGGACCUGGAUCACGCCAGCUUUUUUGCGAUGAUUGAUGCUUUCAUUCAGAGGUUUAAAGAACUGCUUGAGGUAUGUGACAGCCAACAUCAGUUUGCCCGCUGGGAGGAUGGUCAGCAGAGACCCUUGCCGUGCUUCAGUGGUUGCCAGGAACCUGAAUUCACCAGGUCCCUCCUGGACAUAGAGAGCAAUUUCAGCUGUGGCCUACAGAACCUGCGCUCUGUUGACAAUGGCAUCCUCGAUGUCCAGAACCCUGCGUGGUGUAGUGAGUUUAUCAGGUUUAAUGCACUGAUAAAGGAACUGGAAAUGAGGAUGCAGAACCUGAUCAAUUCAGUCUUUAAGACGGUCAAAACUGUGGAGGAAGGAGUUCGGCUUUUGGACAUUUUUAGGCCUAUGUCUACGCAGGAGUCUUCUCAAUCACGGGUCUUUAAGAGCACCACUGAUGAGAAGGUAGAAGAAGUUUACAACAUCUUUAACACCGAACUGAAAUUGGUCAACAACGAGCUGAACCAGAGGACGAGGUGUUCUCUAGACCAUAUGCCCCAGUUAGCAGGACAUGCCCACUGGGUGAUGGCACUCCGACAUCGCAUUGAAAGACCCAUGGAGGUGCUUCAGAAAGCCCACUUCCUGCCUGAGUCAUACAUCCGCAAGCAGGUUCUUCUCAGUUACAGCCAGGUGGUCCAGGUUUUGGAUGAGAGGCUGAGGAAGAACUUCAGUGAGUGGAACCACAAACUGGAUGGCCAUUACCUCAAGAGACUGGAGCAGCCAAUCAUGGUGCGCUGCAGGGACAAUCCUGCCAAACUGGACAUUAACUUUGACAAUAACAUGUUGAACCUGUUCUCUGAGAUCCAGUACUGGGAUCGACUCAAGUUUGAGGUCCCACAGUGUGUGGCUGACAUUUACCAAGACAGGGAAGAAUUCAGAGCUCUGCGGGAGAAAUCACUGCUGCUGGUCCGGAGCUACAACAGAAUCAUCGAAAUGCUGUCUCCUGAUGAGCUGGGUCUGUUUCGGGAGAAAAUACGUUUGUUGGAUAAGAAGAUUCAGCCUGGACUGACCAAGCUCCUGUGGUUGUCAAAGGGACCGUCAAACCUCUUUGUCCGUGACUGUCUCCUGCUUGUUGACAAGGUCCAGCUAAUAGUUGAUGGUUUCAAAGUAUCCAAUCUAUCCAUCUCCAGCCUCUGUCGCCAGAUCAGUGAAACUUUGCUGUUUAGACUGGAUGGAAAGACUGUGUACAGGAACCUGGAGUUUGAGGAUCAUCUGAAGGUUCAGCAGCAGAGCCAAAUCCAAAAAAUGCUCUCAGCACACCAGAGUAUUGUAGAUAUCAUGACCCGCAUCUCCAUCACUUUCUCUAAUGAUGGACAUGUGGUCCAGGAGCACUGGUUUGCUUAUACAGAGAAAGUGGACCAAAUGGUAGAGGAGGCUCUGAAAAACAACAUCAAACAAUCCAUGAAGAUGCUGGCCAGAGCCAUCAGCGGAGACAACAAGACGUCACCCAAUCCCUUGUUCAGAGUCCUGAUAGCGCUGCGCCAGGCUCCUCCCCAAUCUCAGCCAAAGGUUGAGUUCUCCCCGACUCUUGGAACACUCACUCAGAUGGUGAACAUUAUGCCUCAGCUCAUCAGCACCGUCGCAGAAUUUAAACGACUGCCUGAACUUCUCAACUGCAGGCACUCACAGAAGAAUCCCAUACACAUUAAUAUAGAGCAGGACGAGGAGAUAAAGAAGAUUCAAGCUGCAAUUGCCACAGGUAUGACAGCAAAUGCCAGUCACCUGCAGGCCUAUCUGAAGACUUGGGACAAAUACAGGGAAAUCUGGGAGAUCAACAAGGACUCCUUUAUCAAACGCUAUCAGAGACUGAACCCACCAGUCACCUCUUUUGAUACUGAUAUACACAGGUACACAGAAAAAGCCAACAGUGUUCAACAGGAAGAGACAGUCUCGAACAUUGGGUUUGUCACUCUGGACUGUUCACCACUCAAGUCAGCCUUGGUUCAGCAUUGCAAUGAAUGGGAAACUAAGUUCACACAGCUGCUUAGCCACAUUGCUAGCACCCGCCUUAAAGAACUUCACACCUCCAUGCAAACUAAUGCCAACAGGUUGAAUCAACCUCCCCAGACUCUGGCUGAACUCAGUGAGAGCCUAAGGCUAUCGGAGACGCUGCAGGGGGAUCGGGCCAAGAGAGAAGCUCAGAUUCGUCUCGUUCAUGAACAGCUUGCUAUCCUUGACAAAUAUGAAGUCCCAGUUGAACAGGCUGUGCAGGAUUUGCGUGAGGCCAUUAACGGGGAGUGGGUGUGGUUUCAGCAGGUCUUGAUUGAUAGUGACAUCGUCCUUCAGAAGCACAAAGAGAAGUUUAGGAAUGGCCUCAUCAUCUCCUCAGAGGAGUUCAAGAAGAAGAUCCAGACCAUGCAGGAGGAGUUCAGCAGCACAGGUCCAUUUGACGGUGCGCUGAGCACCGAGUUGGCAUUGAGGGAAAUAGCAGUGCAUCACAGCCACCUGGAGGCUUUAAAACAGGAAGAGGGCACCACCAUUCAUGGGCUGGGAUUUUUCAAAAUAGAACAGCCACCUUCUAAAAUCAUUCGGGCACUGGAGAAGGACAUAGACCACCUGCAGCAGGUCUGGGAGAUGACACAGGAGUGGAAUUCCUGUUGGAACAGGUGGAAGGUCGGUCAGUUUGCUACACUGCAGACAGAGAACAUGGAGAGCACUGCACAGGACAUGUUCAAAAAACUCCACAAACUCAAGAGAGAACUAAAGGAUAAGGAGUGGGACAUCAUAGAUUUCUCCAAGGACAAGAUUGACCAGUUUAAGCAGAUCAUCCCUCUCAUUGCUGACAUGAGGAACCCAGCCAUGAGAGACAGACACUGGGAGCAGAUCUGUGAAGAGCUGAAGUGCUCUUUUGACCCGAACAGUGCUGACUUCACCCUGGAAAAGAUUAUAUCCCUGGGCUUCGACAAGUAUGCUGAAAAAAUCUCUGAGAUCACUGGAGCUGCCAGCAGAGAACUCUCCAUUGAACAGGGUUUGGAGAGCAUUACCAAGACUUGGAAGGAAACAGCAUUGGACAUAGAGCCUUACAAAGAUAAAGGCCACUACCGACUGAGGGGCACAGAUGAGGUUUUCCAAGCCCUGGAGGACAACCAGGUUAUUCUUUCCACCAUGAAGGCUUCUCGCUUUGUCAAAGCCUUUGAGCAGGAGGUGGACUGUUGGGAACGCCGGCUGUCCCAGGUGCUGGAGGUCACUGAGAUGAUCCUCACGGUGCAACGACAGUGGAUUUAUCUGGAGAACAUUUUCCAGGGGAAGGACAUCAGGGAGCAGCUUCCUCGGGAGUGCACAGAGUUUGAAGAUGUCAGUUCUAACUGGAAAAUCAUCAUGUGCCGACUUCAUAAGGAUAACAAUGCCUUACAGGGAACGCACCACCCCGGAUUACCAGAGAAGCUGUCAGAGAUGAGUACCAAGCUGGAGGAGAUCCAGAAGGCCUUGGACAUGUACCUGGAGACCAAGAGGCAGAUAUUCCCAAGAUUCUACUUCCUGUCCAAUGAUGAUGUGCUGGAGAUCCUGGGGCAGUCACAGAACCCCAAUGCCAUGCAGCCACACAUGAAGAAGUGUUUUGACAACAUCAAGAGCCUCCGUAUUGAAAAGGUGGGGUUUAGAUCCAGUGCCCUCGGGAUGUUCUCUGCAGAUGGAGAGUAUGUCGAGUUUAUCCAGCCAGUGCCACUGGACAAUCCUGUGGAGGUUUGGCUGUGUGAUGUUGAGAAGAGCAUGCGUGUCACACUGAAGGAUUGUCUGAACAACUGCCUUGUAGCUUUGAAGAGGAUGCUUGAUCAGAGAGACAAGUGGGUCAAAGACUGGUCUGGACAGAUGCUGAUCACUGCCGGUCAGAUCCAGUGGACAAAUGAUGUCACAAAGUCUCUCAUUACCAGCAAGGAGAGAGCUGACAAGUCCUCCCUAAAAUCCCUGAAAAAGAAGCAGGUCACCAUGCUUCAGGGCUAUUCAGAAAUCAUCCGUGGCAACCUGUCCAAAGUUCUCCGCCUCAAGAUUGUAGCACUGGUCACAGUGGAGGUUCAUGCACGAGACGUCAUUGACAAGCUGGCCAAGACAGGCUGCAAUGAUGUCAAUGCCUUUGAUUGGCUGAGUCAGCUGCGACUUUACUGGGAGAAGGAGGUGGACGAUUGCAUAAUACGACAGACCAACACUCAUUUUAAGUAUGGCUACGAGUACCUUGGCAACUCUGGACGUCUUGUCAUUACUCCCCUCACUGACAGGUGUUUCAUGACUCUGACCACAGCGCUUCAUCUCCACCGGGGAGGCUCCCCUAAAGGCCCAGCAGGUACUGGAAAGACAGAGACAGUAAAGGACUUAGGCAAAGCCCUCGGCAUGUAUGUCAUUGUCGUCAACUGCUCUGAGGGACUGGACUACAAAUCCAUGGGACGCAUGUACUCGGGCCUGGCACAGACAGGAGCGUGGGGCUGCUUUGAUGAGUUUAACCGUAUAAACAUUGAGGUGUUGUCGGUGGUGGCCCAGCAGAUCCUCUCCAUCCUCUCCGCCCUCUCAGCCAGCCAGUCCAAGUUCCAUUUUGAUGGACAGCACAUUAAUCUGGUCUGGUCUUGCGGCAUCUUUAUCACCAUGAAUCCUGGUUACGCUGGUCGUACUGAGCUUCCAGACAACCUCAAGUCCAUGUUCAGACCGAUCUCCAUGGUGGUGCCAGACUCUACUUUAAUUGCUGAAAUCAUACUUUUUGGAGAGGGCUUCAACAACUGCAAGCUCCUGGCCAAGAAGGUGUUCACCUUGUACUCCCUUGCCAUGCAGCAGUUGUCUAAACAGGACCACUAUGAUUUUGGCCUGCGCGCCCUCACUUCCCUGCUUCGUUAUGCUGGAAGGAAGCGCCGGGCUUGCCCCAAUGUUCCGGAUGAAGAAGUCCUGUUGAUGGCUAUGAAGGACAUGAACAUUGCCAAGUUGACCUCGUCUGACCUGCCGCUGUUUAAUGGGAUCAUCCAGGACUUGUUCCCCUCUGUGGAAGCGCCCGAUACAGAUUAUGGCACGUUGAAGGAGGCCAUAGAGGCGGAGCUUCGUCUUAGCGGUUUGCAGGUGACUCCUUUCACCGUGACCAAAGUCAUUCAACUUUAUGAGACCAAGAACUCCCGACACUCCUCCAUGCUGGUGGGCAAGACAGGCAGCGCCAAGACUGUCACGUGGAGGACGUUGCAGAGUGCCCUCACUGCUCUGCACCACAAGGGAGUGCCUGGCUUCCAGCCAGUCCAGGAUUAUCCUCUGAACCCAAAGGCAAUGAGUCUGGGAGAACUGUACGGAGAAAAUGACCUCUCCACCAACGAGUGGUCUGAUGGAGUGCUGUCGCUACUCAUGAGAUCAGCCUGUGCAGAUGAGAAACCAGAUGAGAAGUGGAUUGUGUUUGAUGGGCCAGUUGACACAUUGUGGAUAGAGAGUAUGAACUCCGUUAUGGAUGACAACAAGGUGCUCACACUCAUCAAUGGCGAGAGAAUCGCAAUGCCUGAACAGGUGUCUCUGCUGUUUGAGGUGGAAAACCUGGCAAUGGCCUCUCCUGCAACAGUAUCUCGCUGUGGGAUGGUCUACAAUGAUUACUCUGACCUGGGCUGGAAGCCUUUUGUUCAGUCCUGGCUGGACAAACGGCACAAGGCAGAGGUUGACCAUUUAAAGCAUUUGUUUGAGAAAUAUAUGGCGAGCACACUUAACUUUAAGAAGAAUAACUGUAAGGAGCCGAUCCCCGUCACUGAGCUGAAUGGAGUCACCUCUCUCUGCCGCCUCUAUGAUUCCCUGGCCACAUCCAGCAAUGGGGUGAACAUUUCGGACACAGAAGACAUGGGUAGAAUGGUGGAGCUCUGGUUCAUAUUCAGCCUCAUCUGGUCCGUCUGUGCUUCUGUUGACGAAGAUGGACGCAAGAAGAUGGACAAAUUCCUGCGAGAGAUGGAUGGCACCUUCCCUAUCAAGGACACUGUUUAUGAGUAUUCUGUGGACACAAAAAACAAGACCUGGGCUUCCUUUGAAGAUAAGCUGCCAAAAGAUUGGCGUUACAAUUCCAGCGCUCCAUUCUAUAAGAUAAUGGUUCCUACAGUGGACACAGUGCGCUACAAUUUCCUAGUCAAGGCUCUGGUUUUGGGUCAGUACCCAGUGCUACUCACUGGACCAGUGGGUACUGGUAAAACCUCAGUGGCUCAGAGUGUCUUGCACGGUUUGGAUAACAAGUGGAUUGCCCUCACUGUCAACAUGUCCUCACAGACCAGCUCUAACAACAUCCAGGCCAUCGUGGAGAGUCGAAUCGAGAAGAGGACCAAAGGUGUGUUUGUGCCAGCAGGUGGGAAGCGUCUGCUUUGUUUCCUAGAUGACCUCAACAUGCCAGCACAUGACCUGUUUGGCUCGCAGCCACCGCUGGAGCUACUGCGCCUUUGGAUUGACUGUGGCUUCUGGUAUGACCACCAGAAACAGACACGAAAGUUUGUCAAGGACAUGGUCCUGUUGGCUUCCAUGGGGCCCCCUGGCGGAGGGAGGACACAUAUCUCUGAUCGCUUACAAAGCAAAUUCAACCUCAUUAAUAUGACAUUUCCAAAUGAGUUCCAGAUCAGGAGGAUCUACAGCACCAUGAUCAACCAAAAAUUGCAGGGUUUUAAAGAGGAGGUGAAGCCCAUCGGAAACAUUCUGACUCAGGCAACUUUAGAACUGUAUUAUGCGGUUACAGCUCAAUUCCUUCCCACACCUGCUAAGAUACACUACCUCUUCAACCUCAGAGAUAUCUCCAGGGUGUUUCAGGGUCUGCUAAGAGCUCAUCCAGAUUUCCAUGACACCAAAACCAACAUCACAAGACUUUGGGUCCAUGAGUGCUUCAGGGUUUUUUCAGACCGGCUGGUAGAUCACAGUGACAUGGAGGCCUUUGUAGCUUUGAUGGGGGAGAAAUUGGGCACACUCUUUGACCUCACCUUCCACAGCAUGUGUCCCAACAAGCAACCACCCAUAUUUGGUGACUUCAUGAGUGAAUCCCAUGUGUAUGAAGACCUACUGGAUUUGAAUGAUCUUAAGAAGUUUAUGGAAACCAAGCUGGAGGACUACAAUCUGACACCCGGUGAAGUGCCCAUGAGUCUGGUCCUCUUUCGAGAUGCCAUCGAACACAUCACCCGUAUAGUGCGUGUGAUCAGUCAGCUCAGGGGCAACAUGCUGCUGGUGGGUGUUGGGGGCUCUGGUAGACAGAGCCUGUCCAAGAUGGCCGCCUACAUCUGUGAGUACCAGGUAUUCCAGGUGGAAGUCACCAAGCAGUACCGCAAACAGGAAUUUAGAGAAGACAUCAAAAAGCUGUACCGUUUGACUGGCGUGGACAACAAGCCUACUGUCUUCCUGUUCAGUGACACCCAGCUCGUAGAUGAAUCAUUCUUAGAGGACAUCAAUAACAUCCUGAGCUCUGGAGAAGUGCCCAGCCUCUACAAACAGGACGAGUUUGUUGAGGUGUGCAACGCUCUGUCAGAAUCUGCCAGAAAAGACAAGGUGGUGGAAACUCCUGACUCAAUGUUCAGCUACCUGAUAGAGAGAGUCAGGAACAACCUGCACAUCGUACUCUGUAUGAGCCCAGUGGGAGAGCCCUUCAGGAACCGCAUUCUCCAGUACCCUGCAAUCGUCAACUGUACCACCAUAGACUGGUUCUGUGAGUGGCCCAAAGAUGCUCUGCUGGAGGUGGCUCAGAGGUACCUGGACGGGCUGGAGCUGGGAACAAUUGAGGGGAUCCAGACAAAGGUUGCCAGUGUCUUUGUCACGACACACCAGUCGGUGGCACGGCUUUCCAGUAGGAUGAAGUUGGAGCUGAGAAGACAUAAUUACGUGACACCCACCAACUACCUAGAGCUGGUGUCUGGAUACAAGAAGCUGUUGGCAGAGAAACGCAGUGAGUUGGGCGAGCAGGUGAGCAAGCUGCGCAACGGACUCUUUAAGAUCAGUGACACGCGCGAAAAAGUGGAGGCCAUGUCUCUGGAGCUGGAGGAGGCCAAGAAACAGGUGGCAGAGUUCCAGAAACAGUGUGAUGAGUACCUGUCUGUCAUUGUGCAGCAGAAGAAUGAGGCUGACAAGCAGCAGAAGGCGGUGGGUGCCAGCAGUGACAAAAUUGCAGCUGAGGAGGUACAGUGUAAAGCCAUGGCUGAAAAUGCACAAAGGGACCUGGAUGAGGCUCUGCCUGCCCUGGAGGAGGCUAUGAAGGCCUUGGAGUCUCUGAAUAAGGCGGACAUGACAGAGAUCAAGUCAUAUGGCCGUCCCCCAGCAUUGGUGGAGACAGUGAUGCAGGCAGUCAUGACCCUGUUGGGCAAGGAGCCCACCUGGGCAGAGGCCAAGAGACAGCUGGGUGAGCCAAACUUCAUCAAAACAUUAGUAAACUUUGACAAGGACAAUAUAUCUGAUCGUGUGUUGAAGAAGAUUGGUCAAUACUGCAGACAGGAUGACUUCAAGCCUGAGAUUAUUGGCAAAGUGUCUCUGGCUGCCAAGUCCCUCUGCAUGUGGGUGAGAGCCAUGGAGGUUUAUGGCCGUGUCUACAGGGUGGUGGAGCCGAAGCGGGCACAGCUAAACUCUGCCAUGUCCCAGCUGGCAGAGAAACAGGCUGCACUGGCGGAAGCCCAGAACAAACUGCGAGAGGUGGCAGAGAAACUCGAUGAAUUGAAGAAGCAGCAUUCUGAGAAACUGACCACAAAGGAGACUUUAAGGAAGAAAUCAGAUGAGAUGGAGGUGAAACUUGACCGAGCUGACAAACUGGUGACUGGACUUGCUGGGGAGAGGGUCCGCUGGGAAGAGAGAGCUGCUGGACUUGAAGAGAACAUGGGAUACCUCAUAGGAGACUGUUUGCUGGCAGCAUCUUUCCUGUCCUAUAUGGGACCCUUCCUUUCCAACUAUAGAGAUGAGCUGCUCGCCAUCUGGAUGAAGGAGGUUCGGGACUUAGAGAUCCCAUGCGCACCCGGGUUUAGUUUUUCAGUUUUUCUGUCCAAGCCUACAACAGUGAGGGACUGGAACAUUCAGGGACUGCCUUCUGAUGCAUUCUCUACUGAGAAUGGGGUUAUUGUCACACGCGGCAACCGAUGGCCACUUAUGGUUGACCCUCAAGGCCAAGCUCUGAAGUGGAUCAAGAAUAUGGAGAUGAAAAGAGGUCUGAAAGUGAUAGACUUUCAAAUGCCAGACUACCUGCGGGUGCUGGAGAAUGCCAUUCAGUUUGGGUAUCCUGUUCUGCUACAGAAUGUCCAGGAAAACCUGGACCCAUCUCUCAAUGCAGUUCUCAACAAGUCCCUAACACGGAUAGGUGGCAGGCUGCUGUUAAAACUGGGUGAUAAGGAGGUGGAGUACAAUCCAGAGUUUCGUUUCUACAUCACAACUAAGCUGUCCAACCCUCACUACACACCAGAGAUUUCUACUAAGACAACCAUAGUAAACUUUGCUGUGAAGGAGCAGGGACUGGAAGCGCAGCUAUUGGGAAUUGUGGUGCGUAAAGAGCGUCCCGAGCUGGAGGAGCAGAAGGACUCAUUGGUGAUUAGCAUUGCCUCUGGCAAGAGAAGACUGCAGGAGCUGGAAGAUGAGAUCCUCAGGCUGCUGAAUGAGGCGACUGGCUCACUGCUGGACGACGUGCAGCUGGUGAACACCCUGCAGACAUCGAAAGUGACAGCCACCAAGGUUUCAGAGCAGCUGGAUAGCAGUGAACAGACUGAAAUCAAGAUUGACUUUGCGAGAGAGGCAUACCGUACAUGUGCUCAGCGAGCCUCCAUCCUCUUCUUCAUUCUAAAUGACAUGGGCCGCAUCGACCCCAUGUACCAGUUCUCACUGGACGCCUACAUCAACCUCUUUAACCUCAGCAUAGAAAAGAGCAGGCGCAGCCACAAGCUGGAGGAAAGGAUCACCAACCUGAAUGACUACCACACAUAUGCAGUGUACAGGUAUGCGUGCCGUGGUCUGUUUGAGGUCCAUAAGCUUCUCUUCAGCUUCCAGAUGUGUGCCAAAAUCCUGGAGGUGGCUGGCAAGCUCAUCAUGGAUGAGUACAGUUUCUUCCUACGAGGCGGACUAGUACUUGAUAAGAAGGAGCAGAUGGACAACCCCUGCACCAGUUGGCUGGCAGAUUCCUGCUGGGACAACAUCACAGAGCUGAACAAGUUGCCCAACUUCCAUGGUAUCAUGGAUUCCUUUGAACAGUACCCUCGAAACUGGAACCUUUGGUUCACCAGUGCUGAGCCAGAGAGCACCACAUUGCCAGCUGAUUGGGAGAAUAAUUGUAAUGACCUACAGAAGAUGUUGGUCGUGCGCUCUCUGCGCCAGGACCGGGUCUCCUUCUGUGUCACCUCCUUCAUUGUUAACAACCUUGGCUCUCGCUUUGUCGAGCCACCUGUUCUCGACAUGAAAGCUGUUGUGGAGGAAUCCAGUUGUAGGUCUCCUCUGAUCUUUGUUCUGUCUCCUGGAGUGGACCCCACAGGAGCUCUGCUGCAUCUGGCUGAAGCUUGUGGUAUGAGCAAGCACUUCAAUGCUCUGUCUCUGGGUCAGGGACAGGCCCCCAUCGCCAAGAGCAUGAUUGAAGAGGGCGUCAAAUAUGGUCACUGGGUAUUCCUUGCCAACUGCCACCUUUCUCUGUCAUGGAUGCCUGAACUGGACAAGCUGGUGGAGCAGCUACAAGUGGAGGAGCCCCACUCAGACUUCAGGCUGUGGCUCAGCUCUUCACCACACCCCGAAUUUCCAAUAACCAUCCUGCAGGCGGGCAUCAAAAUGACUACUGAGCCACCUAAGGGUGUAAAAGCUAACAUGAAGCGUCUGUACCAGCUGGUGACGGAGACUCAGUUCAACCGCUGCUCGAGACCCAUCUUCUACCGGAAGCUUCUCUUCUCCCUCUGCUUUUUUCACAGCAUCCUGCUGGAAAGGAAGAAGUUCCUGCAGCUGGGCUGGAACAUUGUUUAUGGCUUCAAUGAUUCUGACUUUGAGGUGAGUGAGAAUCUGCUGAGUCUGUACCUGGAUGAGUAUGAAGAGAUUCCCUGGGACGCACUCAAGUACCUCAUCGCCGGGGUCAACUAUGGAGGUCAUGUGACAGAUGAGUGGGACAGACGUGUCCUGACCACGUACAUCAAUGACUACUUCUGUGAUGCUGCUGUCACUCAGCCGUUCUUCAAGUUGUCCUCCUUAACCCCCUACUACAUCCCCCUUGAUGGACCCCAGUCCUCAUUCAAGGAAUUUAUCAGCAUGCUGCCAUCCACAGAGCACCCUGAGGUGUUUGGUCAGCACCCUAAUGCUGAUAUUGCUAGUCAGAUUGCUGAAACGAGGACACUGUUCGACACCCUGCUCUCCCUGCAGCCCCAGGUCACCAGCCCCAGUACUGCAGGAGCUAGACCCAACAGAGAGGAGAAGGUAUUAGAACUGUUGGCUGAGGUUCGUGGCAAGAUUCCAGCUAUGAUUGAUUACAAGGCAACAGAGACCCUCCUCCAGCACAACCCUUCACCUCUGAACGUAGUUCUGCUACAAGAGAUCCAGAGAUACAACUCUCUACUUGACACCAUUAUUUUGUCCCUGAUGGAGCUGGAGAAGGGAAUCAAAGGCUUAGUGGUGAUGUCACCCAGCUUGGAGGAGACCUUCCACUGCAUCUAUGAUGCCCGUGUACCACCACUGUGGGAGAAGGCAUACCCGUCACUGAAGCCCCUGGCAGCGUGGACCAGGGAUCUUUGCCAGCGAGUCGAUCAGUUUGCACACUGGGCAGAGACGGCUCAGCCCCCAAACUUGUUCUGGCUCUCUGGCUUCACCUUUCCCAAUGGUUUUCUGACGGCGGUGCUGCAGUCUUACGCUCGACAGCAUAACACGUCAGUGGACAUGCUGUCCUGGGAGUUUAUAGUAUCCACUGUAGAUGACAGCAACCUCCUUUACCCGCCCAAGGAUGGAGUAUUUGUCCGUGGUUUGUAUCUGGAGGGAGCUGGUUGGGACAAGAAGAACUCAAGUCUGGUGGAAGCUGAACCCAUGCAGAUGUUCUGUCCCAUUCCCACCAUCCACUUUAAACCUGCAGAGAACCGCAAGAAGAUUGGAAAGGUUACGUACCUGUGUCCGUGUUACUACUUCCCAGUGCGCUCUGGCGGAGCUGGACGAGCGUCUUUUGUGAUUGGUGUAGAGCUCAAAUCUGGAGCUGUGACGCCGGACCACUGGAUCAAGAGAGGGACAGCACUUCUCAUGAGCCUGGACAACUAAAGACCUUAAAGGUCCAGUUUGUAAGAAUUUGUGAUAUCAAAUGAUAGAACUGUAGAGUUAAACAAAAGGAGGGACUCCUCCACUCACCCUUCCCUUUUCAAAGCACAUCAGGAAACUUAGAUAUACAUUUGACAUAGUUUUUCUUCAUUUUCACAGUAACGUCCACUUCGAAAUGCAAAACGUACACAGUGGGUGGUUUAUUUUUUUAGGCUGCUGUAGAAACAUGGCGAAGAUGAUGAAAGAUGAUGGCCUCUAAAAAGCAAGUUCAUCCCUUUAAGCGCAUACAAAACAAAAUGUAUUCUUAAGUGAUUCUAAACUUAUACAAACAUAUUUAUGGGUAGUUUAUUACAUUUCUGCCAAUAAAUCCUAUUUAAUUUUGUACACUGGACCUUUCACAUGCACUCUCUCACAUUGUCUCUGACACUCUGUUUAUUAUUUAUUGUUUUAGCUGUUUUUUGUUUUUUUUUUUUAAA